This is a messenger RNA of Terrapene triunguis (Three-toed box turtle), 5118 nucleotides long. It is a transcript of the gene MARCHF7, whose product is annotated as membrane associated ring-CH-type finger 7. The coding region runs from base 1999 to 4269 and encodes 756 amino acids. Lineage: Eukaryota; Metazoa; Chordata; Testudines; Emydidae. The transcript is spliced from 10 exons. The record is from RefSeq and is a predicted model, not a curated record. Gene Ontology annotation, biological process: protein autoubiquitination. Gene Ontology annotation, molecular function: zinc ion binding; ubiquitin binding; ubiquitin conjugating enzyme binding. Gene Ontology annotation, cellular component: nucleus.
GUGGCCAGGACCCGGGCAGUGUGAAUGCCACUGAAAAUCAGCUCGUGUGCUGCCUUUGGCACGCGUGCCAUAGGUUCCCUAUCCCUGAUCUAGAACACUCUAGGGAGCCACUGAUUCUGACAAAGAUUUUUGUGAAACUUUUAUUGUGACAAAUACAGUAUAGUUUGCAGGAUUUCUAUGUAACUUCUUCCCUUGGUGGAUGUAAAAUGUUAUCAAAUCAGAAUAAGUUUCAAGUCAUGCAUGCCAGGAAAAGCUUUAAAAUAUGAACUGACGCCAUGUCUACCCUAUGGGUACUAUAGCAGCAUAGUUAUGCCAGGAUAAUCCUGUAGUGUAGAUACAGCCUAUGGCAGUAGAAGAGCUUUUUCCAUCCCUUUAGGAACACUAUGGCUUCAUCUACAUUAGCACUUUUGUCUGUCAGGGGUGUGAAAGCCCCCACCCCUGACUGACAAAAGUUUAACAGACAAAAGCUUGGUUGUGGACAGCGUUAUGUUGGCAGGAGACACACUUCUGCGACAUAGCUACCGCUGUUUGUUAGGGGUGGCUUAAUUAUUCUGGCAGGAGAGCUCUCACCCGCUGGCAUAGAGCAGCUACAUGGGAGACCUUACAGCAGUGCAGCUGUGCUGCUGUAAAGUCUGUAGUGUAGACAAAACGUACCUUCCCGAGUGACGGUAGCUAGCUCAAUGGAAGCAUUCUUCCAUUGACCUAACUGCAUCUAUGCCAGGGGUUUUAUCGGUAUAGCUGCAUUUUUUAGGGUGCAGCUUUUUCAUACCCCUGAAUGCUGUAGCUAUGUUGGUGUAAAUUUUAAGUGUAGACCAGGCCUGUGCCCAAUGUCUGUCUGAAGCUGCAAAGGGCAUGAAACAAUAGCUAAGAGGUGUGAACUGCCCAGUCAUCUGAAUUCAGAAGCAUGCGGCUACCUUAAGGAGGGUGAUAUUAUGGCAGGGUCAUUGUUUGGGAGAGGGGUGAUAGUGGGUCCUCUUGUGGAUUAGUACCCUAGGCACAGAUUGCCUUAAUUUAACCCAGAUGUGAGUGCAGGUGGUAGUACAGAAUGAGGCCCCUCUAUCUUCCCCUUUCUCUGCACACCUAAGUAGCAUGUUUGUGUCCUUGUUCCUUGCACAUAUUCCUGGCAUAAAGAAACUGACAAAGCUCAUGCCACUUUCAUGCUGCUGCUUAGAAAGCACUACAAGGAUACCAUCCAGAAUAGAGGUAGGAAGAGAAGAACUGAAAGAGAGCUGCAGCAGUGCAGUAGCAAUGUAAAUUACUUUGAGAGUUUCUCAACCCACUUUCUGGACCUGCAGGGAGUGGGAUGGAACACUGAUAGUACCUUUAGUCCCUUGGCUAGACUCUCUUCAGUCAGGUGUCUAGCCAACUGAAGUAGAAGUGUUGAUGCUGUAUGUGUAAUGCAUGGCUCUGUGACACAGCAAAGUAUAGAGGAAGGAAGUUUAUUUUAAUAAAAAAAAAAAGCCUAUUUGCCUUCCUGCCAAAGGAAAGUGUGUGGGUAGAUGGACUGAGGGAGGGGGAAGACCUCUAAGAAGUGGGGAAAUGUUAAACCGGGGUAGAUCUGGUGGAAAAAUGUGAAAAGCCAAAAGGUAAUUUAGCCAAGACCUAGCAGAGAAAAACAAAUCACUUAAUUUUGUUUGAGGGAGAUUGUAUGUAUUAGUAGGUAACUAAUGCUUUACACUUAUUUGGCAUCUCUUACCAAAGGAUCACGAAAUGAGUUAUAAACAGGUGGUAGUGAAGUAUUAUCCUUAUUUUACAAUAGGAAAGCCAAGGUAAAACAUGAUGCAGUUUACCUUAUGGUCAUAUAGCAAGUUAAUUGCAAUUCUAGAAUUAAAAGAUAGGUCGCCUGGUUCCCAGGCCUGUGCUUUAAAAAUCAUUAUAUAAAGCAUGUGCGCAAUAAGUAUUGAUGACAAACUUAACGUACCUAUCUGUUGCAGUCUAUACUAGAAAAAAAAAAGGGGGGAGGGGAAAAUAACUUUUGUCUCAUGUAGAACACUGAGAAUGGAGUCUAAACCUUCAAGGAUUCCUCGAAGGAUAUCAGUUCAACCCUCCAGUUCCUCCUCUUUAAGUGCUAGAGCAUUGUCUGGAAGCAGAGGAAGCAGUUUAACUGAUGCAUAUCAUACAAGAGAAUCUUCACUGAGACUGGAUUCUGGAUGUCAGGAAUCCAGUCUGUUGCAUAGUUCCAGUAGAGACUGGGGAAUUGGAGAAAGAGGAGAAGCUCAUGAAACUCCUUGGAAGCUUACUAGUUCCUCUCCAACUCACUACUCGGGGACACUUGAUCGUCCAUGGUCUGGAAGAUUUUUGGGAAGCAGAAGCAGAUUGUCUACAUCCUCCUCCUCUCCUCUUUCAUCUACUUGGUAUGGUGAAUCUGAGAGAACUCAGGGAGCAUACUCAAGACUACAUAACCAGCAGCGGGAUAGUGAUUCAAAGAGACCUAAGCUUUCCUAUACAUCUACCUCUUCUGUGAGAAGUAAUGGCUUAAAUGCAGUUUCAGAUUCCUCAUGGAGGUAUAAUCAAGUUCCUAGAUCUUCGUCAGUGGUACUCAGUUCUCUGGGAACUGAGCUAGUGAGAGAGAGGAGAGAGCUAGAAAGGAGAACAGAUCCAUCUGUUAGUAGUCUUGUGGAUUAUAGUCACAGGAGUGGUGACUUUACAUCUUCAGCAUAUCUUCAGGAUAGACCUGCCUCUUCAUAUGCACAGGGAGCAAGACCAAAAGAUAAUUCAUUGAGCACUUUGAGGCUGAAUACAUCCAUGAACCGCCAGUUGCCUUCUGAACAUGAUUCAUCUUUAUUCUCCGGAGUCUCUAGCAGAAGCUCUUCAAGAUCUAACUAUUCUACAAGAGAAGUGGAAUCUUCUCAAAGGAAUAUACAGCCAGAGUUUACCCACAUUGCCAUUAGAGAUGAAAUUCCCUCCACAAGCAGCACUGAAAGGGUUGCGUCUCAAAGGUCACUCAGUGAGCCUCCAGCAGAUACUGAAGGAAGGCGUACAACUAGACAGUUACUAUCUCGUUUAGCUUCUAGUAUGUCAUCUACAUUUUUCUCACGGAGGUCUAGCCAAGACUCAUUAAAUGCAAGAUCAUCAGAUUCUGAAGAUUCAUGUGUUGUCCCAAGAGUUCAAACUUCUACCCAAUCUAGCACUAAUGCAACUGCACGUCCUGAAGUUCCAGGCAUUCAGACACCUGAAGCUUCUCAGGGAUUUAGCUUUCUUAGACGAAGAUGGGGCUUAUCAGGUGUUUCACAGAAUCAUAGUUCUGAUUCAGAUGCUGAAAGUUACAGACAAGAGCCUGAAAGUAGAAAUACAGGAUCCUGGUUAUCGUCAUCUCUAAGAAAUAGAUGUACACCUCUGUUCUCCAGAAGAAGGCGAGAAGGAAGAGAUGAAUCUGCAAGAACCUCUACCUCUGAAACACCUGCUAGAUCACUACACCUCUUUAGGAGAAGAGAGUCUAGCGAAGAGACUCCUCUUGAAGCACAGAGCAGCUCCCCUGGGGCUGCUGCCAACAGACCACCAACACCAGCAGUAUCUAGCAGUCCUACAACUACUGCUUCCACACCAGAUUCAGCUCACAGUAGAAGAAGUUCUGGAAUAUCAGGAAUUCUUCCCGGCUCUUUAUUCCGGUUUGCAGUGCCCCCAGCAUUAGGGAGCAGCAUAUCUGACAAUGUUAUGAUAACAGUAGAUAUUAUUCCCUCAGGUUGGAAUCAACCUGAUGGAGAAGAAAGUGACAAGUCUAAAAUAUUACCUUCAAGAGAUCCUGAAAGACUCCAGAAAAUUAAAGAGAGCCUCCUGUCAGAGGACACUGAAGAGGAGGAAGGUGAUUUAUGUAGAAUCUGCCAGAUGUCAUCUGCAUCUUCUACCAACCUCUUAAUAGAGCCAUGCAAAUGCACUGGAAGUCUGCAAUAUGUUCAUCAGGAAUGCAUGAAAAAAUGGCUGCAGUCCAAGAUUAAUUCUGGUUCUUCUUUGGAAGCAGUAACUACUUGUGAGCUGUGUAAAGAGAAGUUGCAUCUUAAUCUUGAGGAUUUUGAUAUUCAUGAACUCUAUAGGGCACAUGCAAAUGAACAAGCAGACUAUGAAUUUAUCAGCUCUGGUCUCUACCUUGUAGUAUUGUUACACUUGUGUGAACAACGCUUUUCUGAUAUGCUGGGAACUGCAAGUGAGGCCAGCACACGUGUCAGGUUUAUUAACCUUGCAAGAACUCUUCAGGCACAUAUGGAAGAUAUUGAAACUUCAGAGGAUGAUUCCGAAGACAGUGAUGCUGGCAGAAGUUUUGACACUGCUUAAUGCUGCAAGAGCCAAACAGAAGUGCUGCAAAGAUGCUGAACUAGCAAGAAAGUACCAUCAAUAUGCAUUUAUUUUUUGCUCUCUUUAGUAGAAAGCGCAUUGAAUAUUACUAUAGUUUUUAAAGCAUUACUGAACUCAAUCUGUUGCUGCAUACCGGAACACAAACGACGAAUUUGAAAACUAUUCAGCAAGGUGUGCAAGAGUUAGAUAUACAACGCUGUAUCCCCUUUGAGAUGGGAUCUUAUGCCUUGUUUUGAAAAAGUAGAUCUUAAAUAUUUAAGGAAGUCAUAUCUCCCUUUAUAUUAACGUCUUACUGUAGUCAAUUAGAUUGCUGGAUGGUCUAUCAAGUUUUUCUCCUAUACUGGUAAUUGUGCGUUUUGGGGUGGCGGGACCCAUGUACUUAUAGCAUAAAUUUUCCUUUAAAAAUGCUUAUGUUGUAGUUUCUUAUAAUCACUUGCUUCCAGUGUUAACAUAGGAUGAAUGGGUACUGUAAAACUACAGUGUUCAGUUUCCAAAUUUUAUUUGAAGAGUGUUAAACUCAAUAGCAAUAAGAACUUGCAAGGGGCUUCUAUUAUUAAAGUGUUAAUGAUGGCUUUUUUAUGUACUGAUUUGGAAAUUUGAGAUUAUAUUUGAUAUUAUGUGGAUAUUUCAUUAAGGAAAUAUUGCAGCUGUAAACUCUUGCAUUUUGGCAUUCCUGGCAGAAAUGCAACUUGAUAGGAUUUAAAAUCUUAAUUGACCUGUUUAGUUUAAAAACCUUUUUUAGAUCCCACAUUCACUGUUAAAGCACUGGUUAUAUCAAUGUGUUUUCUAGUGUUGUCACUUCUUUAUAAAUAAAGAUGAUGCAUAGAA